This is a messenger RNA of Triticum aestivum (bread wheat), 1022 nucleotides long. RefSeq names its product UDP-glycosyltransferase 79A2-like. NCBI's taxonomy places the organism in Eukaryota, Viridiplantae, Streptophyta, Magnoliopsida, Poales, Poaceae. The transcript has a single exon. The record is from RefSeq and is a predicted model, not a curated record. Gene Ontology annotation, molecular function: UDP-glucosyltransferase activity. Bases 1 to 696 code for a protein of 231 amino acids.
AUGGCCUCUACGGAAACCACUAGCAGCUGCAAGAAGCUGCGCGUGCUCCUCAUCCCCUUCUUCGCCUCCAGCCACAUCGGACCUUUCACCGAGCUCGCCGUCAGCCUUGCGACGGCCAGACCACGGGCGGUAGAGGCCACCAUCGCAGUGACGCCGGCGAACGUGCCGAUUGUCCGGUCGUUGCUCCGGCGGCACGAGAAUGCGGCUAACGGCGGCACACCUGUCAAGGUGGCGACGUACCCGUUCCCGUCCGUGGACGGCCUCCCCAAGGGCGUCGAGAACCUCAGCGCGGUAGCACAGGCCGACGCAUGGCGCAUCGACGUGGCUGCGGUCAGCGACACGCUGAUGCGCCCCGUGCAGGAAACCCUCAUCAGGGCGCAGUCACCGGACGCGCUCGUCACCGACGUACACUUCAUGUGGAACGCCGGCGUCUGCGAGGAGCUCGGUGUGCCAUGCGUCACGUUCAACGUCGUCGGCGCCUUCUCGACGCUGGCGAUGCGCCAUCUCACGCUGGCGCUCAUUUCCAAUUCCAACACCAACAUCAACAUCAAGCCGGAGCCGGAGGCGGUGAGCGUCCCUCGGUUUCCGGCCCCUGAGAUACGAGUGCCCACGAUGCCCACGUUCACUGGAAGUCAGUGUCUCACUUUGAUCACUGUACUUCAAAAUACCCUAAAUACAAUUACUAAAGUUGCUUAAGUGCCUCAAUACGGCCGCUAGUAUGACUUGACAUACAUAUUUCUCUUAGUUGGCAUAGAGUUGACCCGUCCAACUGCCACAUGGGCAACAACUAUGUGGACAACAUGGCUGGGCGACGUGACAUUUUGAAUAAUAAGCUUGACGGGCCCCACCUAUCAGAUGGGAUGAGAAACAAAAUGCAGAACUUAAGUGCCCGUGGGGAUUUGAUCCCACCCCACCCCACGCCUGUUCAUGUCCACAUAGUCGUUAUGUUAUCAUAGGAACAUAGGAUCGGUCCAUACAUGCAUGUAGUGCAUGAGAUAUAUGUGAUCAUCCAUGUACCGACG